Molecule: messenger RNA, 1994 nt
Organism: Cygnus olor (mute swan)
Lineage: Eukaryota; Metazoa; Chordata; Aves; Anseriformes; Anatidae
Product: la-related protein 6-like
Exons: 4
Coding region: 184-1569 (461 amino acids)
Biological process (GO): RNA processing
Cellular component (GO): nucleus
Molecular function (GO): mRNA binding
Source: RefSeq, a predicted model, not a curated record
UUUCUUUCUCUUUUUCUUUUCUUCUCCCCCCUUCCCCCACCCCACCCCACCCCCUCCCCUCUGUCUUUUAGGAGCCUUAGUUUGGAGGUGGGAGGGCUGGGGGUCUGCUGCCUGCAGCUCUCUAGGAUGUAGUGCCAGGACUUCCCACUCUUCCCCUCUACCGUGUCAAGCAGAUGAAGGACCAUGUCAUCGCAUAGUUCUGUGGUUGCCCUGGGGCUCGGUUCCCAGCCUGGCUGCAGCACCACUCUGCCAGCGCAAAGAAAUUCCUUCCCUGGGCUGCAUCUCCUUCCGCCUCGGAGCCGUUCGCUCACCCUGCUUGGCCAGGAUGACUUCUUUGAGAGCUUCAGUGGGAGCUUCUGUGAUGUGAGUGAUGCUUUGGGUCCUGACCUGUUCGACUGCAGCUACUCCAUCCCUGACCCACAGCUGGUCCGGAGGAUUGUGUCCCAGGUAGAGUUCUACCUCUCUGACGAGAACCUGGCCAAGGAUGCCUUCCUCCUGAAGCACGUCCAGAAGAACAAGAUGGGCUUUGUCAGCAUCAAGCUGCUCACGUCCUUCAAGAAGGUGAAAUACCUCACGCGUGACUGGCGGCUCACGCUCUACGCCCUGCAGUUCUCGGAGCUGCUGGAGGUGAAUGAGGAGGGCACCAAAGUGAGGCGGCGGGUCCCCCUCCCUGAGUCCCUGCUGAGCAUCCCACCCAGCAAAUUGCUCCUGGCCUGGGACCCGCUGCCUCAGGAGCUGGGCGUGCUGCCGCCGCUCCAGAAGAACUUCAUCGAGACCAUCACGAGGAUGUUCAGCCCCUUUGGUGCCAUCGCCUCCAUCCGCAUCCUGCGGCCAGGCAGGAAGCUGCCCUCGGAUGUACGGAAAUACACGGUGCGCUUCCCCGAGCUGCUGAGCCGCUGCUGUGCACUGGUGGAGUAUGAGAGCUUGGAGAGCGCCCGCAGGGCCUUUGAGGACCUGAGCCGCCCUGGCUCUGAGAGCAUCCGGGUGGUGCGGCUCUCAGGGAAGGGCUCCAAGAAGAAAAGCGGGGCUGAGAGGGAGGCGGCGGUGGAGGAGAUGCUGGGAUGGAAGGCACAGGCAGCAGCAGCUGAGACGUUCCCUUACAGCCUUGGGGACUCCUUGCUAUGCAGUUCCCCGGAGUCAGACACGGCCCGGGCCUCGUUGCCUCUCCUCCUCUCGACACCCUCCUGGCCCGAUGGCCACAGUGGCUUCAAGCCCGGCUCCUUUGGCAGCACCUUUGCCAGGUCGCUCCUCACCAGCAAGGUCUUUCCUCCACUAACCACCGAGCUGAGCACUGGUGGCUGCUUUGGCCUUGGCUCCAGCCCCGAGAGCUCCCAGGGCCUCGAUUUUGGCUGGGGGAGUGGGGUAGGUGCGUGGGCACCCUGGGGCAGCAGUGCAACCCCUGGCCCCUCUCUGGAUGCCAAAUCGCCUCCCAGCAAUCCCCUGGCUGUGAAGCAGGUGUCUGAGUCCCUUGGCCUCCGUGCUGGCGUGCUUCGCCUGCCACAUGGGCCUGAUGGCACCAAGGGCUUCUACAACAGCAUUGGGAGAGGAAAACUUGUCCUCAGGCACUAAGGCUCCUUUACAUUUUGGUUUGGGGAUUUUUUUGGUUUUGUUUUUUCCUUAUUGUGUCAAGCAGAAUAACUUUGUGGCCCAGAGAGCCGCGGGCGGUGGCAGUGCAGCUGUUUUGGGGUGAGGAUGCUCAGGGCAGAGCAGCGUGCGAGCUGAGGUGCUGAGCACCAGAAGAACCCAGUGCCAUGCUCAGGCCAGCAGCCACCACUCCUGCUGGGGCCCAGGCCAGCUCUGGGUGAUGCUGCUGGGAUCCCAUCAUGUUGGGUCCCCCCACGUCCCUGGGGCCAGUGACAAUGGGGACACUGAGAGCUCCUGCACGAGCAUGGCAGGACAGCGCUGCCUCCUGAAGGUGCUGUUGAAUGCAUUGGUGUAAAGUUGUGGAGCUUGGAUGUGAAAUGUUCAAUAAAGUGAGAUAAGUUUCCAGGCAA